AUGAAGAAACUCUACCGUAAAGGAACCGUCCACCCCUCCCCAUCUCCGCCGUCGCCAACCAUCUCCAACCACCUCUCCUUCCUCCCCGCCGCCAUCCUCACCCUCACCCUCUCCCUGUCCCUGGAGGACCGAGAAGUCCUCGCCUACCUCAUCUCAUGCUCUUCCUCCUCCACCAACAACUUCACCAACAACCACCGCCGGAACCCUAAGGUGGUCGUGGACGGCGAUCACCCUCCCCUCUUCAACUGCUCCUGCUUCCGCUGCUACAUGAGCUACUGGGUCCGCUGGAACGCCUCUCCCAACCACCAACUCAUCCACGAAAUCAUCGACGCCUUCGAAGACUCUCUCACCCACUCUACGAAACCCUCCCGAAAGGAUAAAAGAAACAAGAGGGGCUCUAAAACCAAGCCUCCCGAGUUGACUCGCUCGGAGUUUCACUCUUCGCCGCCGGAACCACCCCCGGAGGGAAGUAGUAGCGGCGGUGGUGGUGAGGUUGAAGUUGGUGAAGGUGGUGACAGGGAUGAGGAUGAGGAGAAAGGGUCGGUGAGAAGGUUUAUGAGUUUCAUUGGAGAAAGAAUUUGGGGUGCUUGGGGUCCCUGA
This is a messenger RNA of Sphenostylis stenocarpa, 600 nucleotides long. Lineage: Eukaryota; Viridiplantae; Streptophyta; Magnoliopsida; Fabales; Fabaceae. The record is from the annotation of a GenBank genome assembly.